UGGCCAUGGCGUACUGAACUAGGGAAAGGGACCGGAGCCACUGAAAAAAUAGACCGAGAGAGAGCGACCAAGAUCCGGGCCCUCCCCCGGCUCUGUUCGCCCCGCCAUAUUAUAUCCAUAGCCAAUCGCACCAUAGACUCUAGGAUAACGGCACAGAAUUAUCCAUGAGAACUUUAAUCGGAACGGUUUUGAACAUUAGGGGAUCGGAUAGAUUUAUGCUGCAUCUCGAAUUAUAAAAAAUGAGCAAACUGUCGUUCCGGGCACGGGCGCUGGACGCUUCCAAGCCACUACCCGUCUUCCGUUGUGAGGACUUACCCGACCUGCACGAAUAUGCAUCUAUUAACCGGGCAGUGCCACAGAUGCCAACGGGGAUGGAGAAAGAGGAGGAAUCGGAGCACCAUCUCCAGCGGGCUAUCUCGGCUCAGCAGGUGUAUGGAGAGAAGAGGGAUAACAUGGUGAUUCCUGUCCCUGAGGCGGAGAGUAACAUCGCCUACUAUGAGUCUCUGUACCCGGGAGAAUUCAGGAUGCCAAAACAGCUCAUACACAUACAGCCCUUCAGUCUGGACGCGGAGCAGCCGGACUAUGACAUGGACUCUGAGGAUGAGGCCUUUAUGAUGAAGCUGAGGAGGAAGAUGGACGUCGGCGCUCUGCAGUUUGAGGAUAUGAUGGACCGACUGGAGAAAGGCAGCGGCCAGCAGUUGGUGACCCUGCAGGAGGCGAAGUUGUUGUUGAAGGAGGACGAUGAGUUGAUCAGGGAAGUGUUUGAGUACUGGAGCAGGAAGAGGAAGUCGUGUUCCAGUGGCUCCCUCAUUCCCAGUGUCAAACAGGAGAAGCGUGAUGGCUCCAGCACUAACGACCCGUAUGUGGCUUUCCGACGGCGCACAGAGAAGAUGCAGACCAGAAAGAACCGUAAGAACGACGAGGCCUCCUAUGAGAAGAUGUUGAAGCUGAGGAGAGAUCUGAGUCGAGCUGUCACCAUUUUGGAAAUGAUUAAGAGACGAGAGAAGAGCAAGAGAGAACUGCUCCACCUCACACUGGAGAUAGUGGAGAAGAGGAACAGCAUGACAGACUUUGGUGGGGAGGUGAUGGCGGAGGUCAUGGCUCAGAGAGCUUUAGUAAAACCAGUUUACCCCAUUCCCCUUAUUCCCAUCACCAACAGCAACCAGUACAGACACACUGAACACGACCGCCAGGACUACAAGAGCAAGCCCGAUAAACCUGAGGUGGUGCGGCAGAAGCGUAAGUAUGAGAAGAAAGCCAAGCCCCUGGCGUUGACUGGAUCUGCCCAUCACUCCGGCCCGGCCGCUUUCAAUGCUAAGGACCUGAACCAGUAUGACUUUCCCAGUUCCGACGAUGAGCCCUUCUCACAGAUGUUGUCUGGGUCGUCUGACGCGGAGGAGGAGAACGACCCAGACGGAGUGUUUGCGUUUCGGAGGCGUGCAGGCUGUCAGUAUCACGCUGCCCGCGUUGAGCAGUGUGGCAGUUGGCCCUGGUCCGAUCCUGCCCACGGGGGAUUGGGAGACAUUCGUUACCGUUACUCGCUCACCACGCUUACGUCGCCAUGGCGAUGUCUGGGGUUGGCACGACGACGCGUGGGCCGAGGCGGCAGGGUUCUGUUGGACCGAGCACACUCUGACUGGGACGCGGUGUAUCACGGGCUGGACCCGGAUUGGCUAGCGUCCCCGUCGCUGUCUCCCACCCACCAAUCCAGUACCUCACACACUCACACCAGCACCAAUACCUCUGCCUCGGGCCCCGGCCCCGCCCGCCCCUCUCCCCUGUCCCCGUCAUCAUCGCCACGCUCCUCAGACCUCAGACAGAUUCUACUCAACAUUAAAGCUCGUCGCUGGAGGCAUUUUAGGCCUCGGACGCCACCGCCAAACGACCUCGAGAACCCAGAGCCCUGGUCGUCACGGAGACCGGGCCGCAGAGGCCUCGUACGACCCACGCGCGCGGCCAGGGCCGCGCAUCCCGCAGGCUCCGCCCCAAGCAGCAGGGUCCCCGCCCCGCCGCCCACACCUGCUUUCACCGCUGAGCAGUACCAGCAGCACCAGGAGGAGCUGGCACUGAUGAAGAAACAGCAGCUGGAGCAGACGCAGCAGCAGCAGGCUGGCCUGUCAGCCACGCCUAACCCCCAGGGUUUGGUGUCCAAGACGUUGGACUCUGAGAGCGCUCAGUUUGCUGCCUCUGCCCUGGUGACCUCUGACCAGCUGCUGGUGAUGAAGAGUAAAGAGGAGGGGGUUCUGGGAGUUGGAGUCAACGGUGUUGUCUCAGGCUCUGGAGUUUAUAAGGGCUUUCACCACAUGAGCACAACCUCCACUGGUCCACCUACGCCUUCAAACCACCAAUCAGCUGCGCCCGUCACCACCAACAACGGCACUCCUGCAGCCAAUCACCUUGCCAGCACCGCUAGCCCCGCCCCUGCCCAGGCUCUGAUGGGUAAUGCUCUCCGUGUGGGGGUGCCCUCCCCUGCCGGCGCCCUAAAUGUCAGACACAUUCAGCGGCCGCUCACGGUGCCAGCCUCUGCUCUGAAGCUGGCGGCCAAUGCCAACCGACAGAUCCCCAAAGUCGCCACGGGGCCCACUAGCCUCGACAUGGGCUCCAGAGAAAACCACGAUCAAGACAAGCCAUCUCUCAACAGUUUAACAGACAAUACAGUAGCCAUGGAGGUUACGUAGCCACACACACACACACACACACACACACACGCCACCACCACCUCUGGAAUGGGGCAACUUCUCUAGGUGCUAUGCAUCGUAGUGACGCUGUGUUUCCAUGGCAACCGUUGGGACUUAACUGCAAUGCUCUUUUUUUUUUUUUUUUGUUUUCUGUUUUUCUCCCUUCUUUUUCCUAAUUGUUAAUAAGAAAUAUGAACAUCUGUAAAUGAUGAAUUAUGGCAGUCAUUCUGUGUACAGUACCUGCAUAUUUGUAAUACAGCCUCUUGUAUAUAACAUUACUUAAAUACAGAAAAUGAUCAUUUGUGAUGUUUUGCA
Messenger RNA from Chanos chanos (milkfish), 2993 nucleotides. RefSeq names its product enhancer of polycomb 1b (gene epc1b). Bases 240 to 2678 code for a protein of 812 amino acids. Gene Ontology annotation, cellular component: NuA4 histone acetyltransferase complex. Lineage: Eukaryota; Metazoa; Chordata; Actinopteri; Gonorynchiformes; Chanidae. Gene Ontology annotation, biological process: regulation of transcription by RNA polymerase II. The transcript is spliced from 14 exons. The record is from RefSeq and is a predicted model, not a curated record.